Molecule: messenger RNA, 1332 nt
Organism: Bipolaris zeicola 26-R-13
Lineage: Eukaryota; Fungi; Ascomycota; Dothideomycetes; Pleosporales; Pleosporaceae
Exons: 6
Coding region: 1-1332 (443 amino acids)
Biological process (GO): tricarboxylic acid cycle; succinyl-CoA metabolic process
Cellular component (GO): succinate-CoA ligase complex; mitochondrion
Molecular function (GO): metal ion binding; ATP binding; succinate-CoA ligase (ADP-forming) activity
Source: RefSeq, a predicted model, not a curated record
AUGUACAACCUUGCCCGCGCCCGGCCGCUGGCUCGCGCUGUUCGCGCUGCUGCUGAAACACCACUGAAGCGCUCCGUCAUCCAGCAAAGGAGAGGCCUUGCCAUCCACGAAUACAGGUCCGCGGCCCUGCUCGAGUCGUAUGGCAUUGGUGUGCCCAAGGGCGGCGUCGCUACCAGCGGCGCAGAGGCUGAGAAGAUUGCCCAGGAAAUUGGCGGAGAGGACGCCGUCAUCAAGGCCCAGGUUCUUGCCGGAGGCCGUGGCAAGGGAACCUUUGACAACGGCUUCAAGGGCGGUGUCAGGGUUGUCUACUCUCCCCGCGAAGCAGCCAUCCUUGCCGAGCAGAUGAUCGGCCACAAGCUUAUCACCAAGCAAACUGGAGCCGCCGGCCGGCUCUGCAACUCCGUAUUCAUUGUCGACCGCAAGUUUGCCCGCCGUGAGUUCUACCUCGCCAUCCUCAUGGACCGCGCUUCCCAAGGCCCCGUCAUUGUCGCUUCGUCGCAAGGUGGAAUGGACAUUGAGACCGUCGCAAAGGAGCACCCCGAGGCCAUCAUCACCACCCCCAUUGACAUUCACAAGGGCGUCACCGACGAAAUGGCGCGCAACAUUGCGACCGAGCUUGGUUUCUCGGAGCAGUGCAUCGAGGAUGCCAAGGACACUAUCCAGAAGCUCUACAAGGUUUUCAUGGAGAAGGACGCUACCCAGAUCGAGAUCAACCCCCUCUCUGAGACUACCGACCACCAGGUCCUCGCCAUGGAUGCCAAGCUCAACUUUGACGACAACGCCGACUUCCGUCAGAAGGAGGUCUUUGACUGGAGGGACAUUACCCAGGAAGACCCCGACGAGGUCAAGGCCGCCAAGGUUGGUCUUAACUUCAUCAAGCUCGACGGUGAUAUUGGCUGCCUCGUUAACGGUGCCGGUCUGGCCAUGGCUACCAUGGACAUUAUCAAGCUCAACGGCGGUGCGCCCGCUAACUUCUUGGAUGUCGGUGGCGGUGCUACCCCCGAGGCCAUCAGGCAAGCUUUCGAACUCAUCACCAGCGACCCCAAGGUCACUGCCAUUUUCGUCAACAUCUUUGGUGGUAUCGUCCGCUGUGACGCCAUUGCCAAGGGUCUCAUCCAGGUUGUCCAGGAAAUGAACCUCAAGACUCCUGUUAUUGCUAGGUUGCAGGGUACCAACAUGGAGGCUGCGCAGAAGCUGAUCAACGACUCUGGUCUUAAGAUUUUCUCCAUCGAUGAUCUCCAGGGUGCUGCUGAGAAGUCGGUUCAGUUCUCAAAGGUUGUCAAGAUGGCACGUGAUAUUGACGUUGGUGUUGAGUUCACUCUGGGUAUCUAA